Brassica rapa (field mustard) is the source of this 4466-nucleotide messenger RNA. RefSeq lists its product as uncharacterized. Lineage: Eukaryota; Viridiplantae; Streptophyta; Magnoliopsida; Brassicales; Brassicaceae. The record is from RefSeq and is a predicted model, not a curated record.
AAUUAUUGAUAGCCCAAUAAAAAUUUCUGGUAGGCCCAAAAUUUAAAUGAUAAGAUUAUAGAUUAAAUGUAACAUAAUUUUUUAGGAAUAUGUCUAUUUAAAAAAAAAAAUCACACAUUUUAAUAUAUAAGAUUAUUGCUAACAUAUUAUUAAUUUAUAAAAGUUUUCUUUGCAUUAUUCGUUGUAUUUACCAGAGCUCAGACGGGGAAAUAAUCGAUUGCAUACUUAUUGCGAAGCAACCAGCUUUUGAUCAUCCCAUGCUAAAAUACCAUACGAUUCAGGUACUUUUUUGUCCUUUCCCUGAGUUUAUUAUUGCAUGGCUUACGUACACUUAACACAUAUAUCAUUAUAGUAAAUGGUAAAAAUAAUUUUGAAAAUAGAUGACACCUAGUUCUUAUCCGCAUGAGGUUUUAACUGAUGAAGACAAUGCUCCAUCACCAAGCAACGAUGAAGAACAACCAGAAAAUAUAUCUCAGUCUAGGCAAAUGGCAGGAGAGUGCCCUGAAAACACUAUUCCAAUCAAAAGAAUAACAAAAGAAGAUCUUCUCAGAGUAGAUAAUAUCAAAAAUUACGGGAAAAAAUCAAAUAUCUCUCGGCCUUAUCAGUUAUAUAACCCGAUUGAUAUCAUCUCAGAUAAUAAUGACCACGAGGUAUGUGUAUAUGUGCACUUAAAUCAUCAACAUUUCUUCAUCACAUUAAAACCUUAAUUUGUUAAACUAUAUGAUUUUCUUGUAGUAUGCUAUCGCAUAUGUUAAUGGUGGUCCUUACCGCGGAACGAAAGCACAGAUAACCGUAUGGAAACCGCGGAUAGAAGCAGGAGAAUCCAGUUUAUCACAGAUAUGGAUCAUUGGAGGCAAAUUUGGUCCUGGUUUGAAUACUAUAGAAGCUGGUUUGCAUGUCAACCCGGAUCUAUAUGGUGAUUCCAAUCCUCACUUUUUUAUUUACUGGACUGUAAGUUCUCACAAACUAGUAAUUACAUUUUUGUGUGUCCAUAUUAUUUUAAGAAAUAGUUAUCACCUAAUUUUAGUUAUUUUUAUGAAAUGAAAUUUGUAAUGAGUAUAUAUAUAUAUAUAUAUAUAUAUAUAUAUAUAUAUAUAUUGAGAAACAGAGUGAUGGCUAUCACAAAACAGUAUGUUAUAGUCUCAUGUGCUCAUGCUUUGUUCAAAUUAACAGAAGAGUCUCCCCUGGUGGUGUGUUUAACCAUAUCUCCACCUAUAAUGGUCCACAAUUUAUACUCACCAUACAAAUAUGGAAGGUUGGUUUAGUUAAUUACCAAAAAUUAAAUCAUAUAUUUUUUACAACAUACAUGUUUUGGUUUGGUCUUUUUUUUUUGAAUGAAUGCUAAAUUUAUUCAUCUCAAAACCUUUUGUACAAUAAAUGCAUCAUUGUUUGGAAAAGAAUGAUACUAACUCAACUUCUGUACAAGAUUAACUAUAAGCUAUCGACUUCCAAACCAAAGCUGCAUAGCAGUUUGUAGUCUUGAACGUUCUGCCCUGUUUAUUGAAGAGAUGCGAUUUCGCACUUGCUUAUCAAUUCUUGAGAGUAACAGAGGAGCUGACCACUCGGCCAUUUCUCUCCUGCCACACCGAGUAUACUGCUGUUUGAAAUGCAUACCGAAUCAGGAAAGUUGUUGUUGCAUCCGUAGUACCCUCAGCCACAAUACUCAGAAUCGGAUUCCAAUUGUUAGAGAACCGAGAGGCUAACAGCCUACCCACAGUAUGUUUUGGUUUGGUCAAAGGUGGAUAUUGUGAAGAAUUGACCUUGUUUGGUUUGGUCAAACAUACUUGUUUGGUUUAGUCAAACAUACUUAUAUUGUUUGGUCAAACAUACUUGUUUGGAUCAAGUUGAUGGAGAAAAAAGAAGAAGAAGAGAGAAUACAUUGGGUUAGCCAAAAAAGCCCAUUUGGUUUAGAGAUUAUGAGAAUGUUUAUGGUUAUAAAUAUCCUAUCUUAAACUAUCUAUAACCUAAGCCACAUUGAAGCAUCUCUAUCUCUCUAAAGUUUUUUCUUGAAAUAAAGAGCUUGUAAUUUUCAUAUUAUAGUGAGGGCCAAAUCAAAUUCAGUACAAGUCAUGCAUGUCCGUUCCUUGACGAUGAAAUCGGUUGUGAGAUGUCUCCUGGUUGUGCUAACGGUGAUGGUAACGAAUAUAGUGGAGCCAAUAGCUGGAAAAGUCAAAAAUCAACAGAUUGAACUCAGGCUUAAGCAACUCAACAAGCAAGCUCUUAAAUCCCUCGAGAGUUCAAACGGUGAAAUAAUUGAUUGCAUAUCUAUUGUGAGCCAACCAGCUUUUGAUCAUCCCAUGCUCAAAAACCAUACGAUUCAGAUGACACCUAGUUCUUAUCCGCACGAGGUUUUAACAAAAGAAAACAAUGCUCCAACACCAAGCAACGACGAAGAACAACCAGAAAUUACAGUUCAGCCUUGGCAACUGGUAGGAGAGUGCCCUGAAAACACUAUUCCAAUCAAAAGAAUAACAAAAGAAGAUCUUCUAAGAGAAGAUAAUAUAAAGAAUCACGGGAAUAAAUCGAAUAUCUCUCAGCCUCAUCAAUUCUAUCACCCGAAGGAUAUAACUAACUAUAGUGUCCACGAGUAUGCGAUCGCAUCUGUUGAUGGUGGUCCUUUCCGCGGAACGAAAGCACAGAUAAACGUGUGGAAACCACGGGUCCAAGAAGUAGGAGAAUCCAGUAUAUCACAGAUAUCGAUCAUAGGAGGAAAAUUUGAUGCUGGUUUGAAUUCAAUACAAGCUGGUUCGCAUGUCCAUCCGGCUCUAUAUGGUGAUGACAAUCCUCAUUUUUUUAUUUACUGGACAAGAGACAAUUAUCAGAAUACAGGAUGCUACAAUCUCAGGUGCCCCGGCUUUGUUCAAAUUAACAAAAAACUCACCCCUGGUUAUUUGUUAACGCCCAUCUCCACCUAUAAUGGUCCACAAGUUAAAUUUACCAUAAAAAUGUGGAAGGAUCCAAAGACAGGAAACUGGUGGUUACAAUUGAAUGAUCAAGAGUUGAUAGGGUAUUGGCCAAAAGAGAUAUUCACAAACCUUGCAGAUGAAGGGGCAAGCGUAAUUGAAUGGGGAGGUGAAGUGGUGAACAAGAAAAAAGACGGACAACACACAACCACUGAAAUGGGAAGUGGACACUUUCCAAGUGAAGGAUUUGGAAAAGCAAGUAGCUUUGAAGUCAUCAAAAUCAUUGAUAUGAAUAAUGGUUUAAUAGAUCCGGUUAAAGUUAAAACUGUAGUGAGUCGACCUGCUUGUUACGAUAUUAAAACAGGUUAUGAUAAGACAUACGAGGUUUUUUUCUACUAUGGUGGUCCUGGUCGUAACCCGAAUUGUUCUUAGAUAUUUCAUAUUUAUAUGUAAUCUAAAAUAAAAAUUGUUAAAGUUGUAUUGUGUUCCGGAUGGUUGUGAAUGUAGACCAAGACUAUUUCAUUCUCUAGAGUUUAUAGUUAUAUCUAAAAACUAAGUUUGAUUAUAACUUUUGGUUUGUCUUCUUCUUUCCAAGUUUGAUGCUCCGUUGGCCUCUUGACUUCAGGUCAUAGAUGCUGCAAAGGACAUAAAAAGCGUGUUUUUCUAAUCCAGUAAAUGCAGUACUGUAUAGAAGAAGUAGAAGAAGUCAGAGAUGCUUUACCUUGAUUAAUGUGAAAUUGUAUCAUACUGCAUUUCUAGAAAAAGACCGCUCACUUAAGAUACAAAUGUUGAUGAUCUUGGGGUUUUGUCUAAAACAAUAUCGGUGGUAGAGGAAUCACUCGAAAACCAUAAAGUGUGGCUAGAUUUGUAAUUGUUGUAGUUGUUUAUCGAGACAACACACAUGGAGUCUAUGAGCGUCUGGAUUUGUAGACAAACAUUAGUGUCAACUGGCAAAAAAUAAACGCCAGAAGAUGCGAACUGGGUCGUAUCGACACUAGAGAUGGACGCAAUGGUGAAGCGUCAACAACAGAGAAUCUGAGAAAUUGAAGGAGACAAACAAAGCUUUGGUAAUGGAAACUAGGGGUGGGCACUUUACAUACCCGAAGCCGCACCCGAACCCGACCCGAAAAAUCCGAACCGAAGUAGCAAAAUACCCGAACAUGUAUUAAAUUAAGAGAGAUUGGAUAUCCGAAUCCAAAUGGAUAAAGUUCGAACCCGAAUGGAUAUCCGAAGAUAACCGAACAUAUAUAUAUUUAUACUUAUAUUUCUAGAUUAUAUCUCUUUAAAAAAAAAUAUAUUUAUAUUGAUGUUAUACAUACUUUAAGAUUAUAAGUAUAUAUGUAUAUUGGAGAAAAUGAUUUCAUAUUAAUUUAAAAUGCAUGUCAAAUUUUUUGUUUCAUGUAUUAACAAAAGUUACAUUCAAAGUUUAAAAACAAUACCCAAAUUAAUAUUUAUUUGUUUUUGAAAUAUUAUCUUCAAACCUAUUAAUCGUUCAAUCUAUAAAAAAAUAAAAAUAUCAGUUAAGUCAAAUCUUUACUUUUAAAUACAAGAAACUUAAAAAAU